GAGCGAGCCAUGCAGCACUCGUUAGGACCGUCGCUUCUCCGUGAACGCGGGGUCUCGAUGGCUGAGAGAGUGGGAGACUGAGUGACCGGACGAUGAGGUCGACGACUCUCGAGACACGUGUCACUUCCAUCCCUGUAAAUGCUUCAAUCGAUUCACAAAAGAGAGAGAGAGAAAAAGAGAGAGAGAGACCCAUGCAUGCUUCAGAGUCUCGAGGACUGAGUGACCGGAUGAUGAGGUAGACGACUCCCGACAUACGUGUCAUUACCAUCCCUGUACAUGCUUCAAUGGAUUGAGGCGAGAGAGAGAGAGAGAGAGAGAGAGAGAGAGAGAGAGAGAGAGAGAGAGAGAGAGAGAGAGAGAGAGAGAGAGAGAGUGGGCGGACUUUUGUGAUCUGCUUCUGCGGGUGUGACGGUCAAGAAAGACAGAUGGCUUUCAGCUAUUCUGUGCUGACGCAGCCGACGGAGGCUGAGGCUACACUGGAAGAGGGAGGUAAUGGGCGCGAGAGAGACCAUCAUCUUCUACCGCCUGUUCACGUCGGUGGGGAAGCACGAUACGUCAUUCAGGGGAUGAGUGCUUCGGGAGGAGAUGUGCUCCCGACUUACCGUGCUGUGUCUUCCUCGGAUGGCAAGAAGGUCCUACUGAGAGUAUUUAUACCCGAGUGCAAACUUUCUCGAUCCGAGGAAGCAGAUCUAUUGGAAAAAAUGAAGAAGGUGUUCGGCUCGUUGAAUAGCUCAGUCGUUCCGUCCUUCGUUGAUUGCUUUGCCGACGAUACGCCAGAGGGACCGCGGAGGAUAUUCAUUGUUCACGAAGAGCCUCCUGGCGAGUCGCUGGAAGAGCUGGUGGCGAAAGGGUGGUUGUUCUCGGAGGAGGAGGUCGUCGGGAUCGCUGUCGAGACGCUGCAGGUGCUGCCGUACCUCGAUCAGCAUCGAAAGCGCUUGAACCGGAUAUCUGAGAAGCUGCUCAAUGCUCGGUCGCCACGUCAGCAAGAAUGGGAAAUCGAAUCACUAAUUAGUCAAUCUAACAUCUGCUCAGGCAACAUUAUCGUGGAUGUGGAGAGAGCGCGGGUGGGAGGGUUAUCCUGGGUAGGGCAUGUCAAGCUGCUGCCGGGACUCGGCGUGCCUUGGACGGCGGGGCCUCCACGAGGCGCGUCCGCGGUGACGUGGCAAGCCGCUGGCAAUAAUACUUGUGACGUGGCUCGCUCUCCUCCUCUUACAUCUGCGGACCCGCAGCUCGAGCGGCAGAGAGCAAUUGCUCAGUCGGAUUUCUUCGCUCUUGGAUUGACAGCUGUCCACGUGGCCACAGGAGAGCCGCCGUCGCUGACGAUUCGAGACCUGCAGUUUCGGAAUCGGGUCCGUCUUCGCGACCACGUGCAGAUGACCGAUCGUUUGGCGCAGACGCUGGAGCGGCUGCUCCUCUUCCACUACGUGCCCGGUAGCAGCUAUGGCUUCCAUCACGUGAAUGACGUCAUCCACGCUCUGCGAGGCAGCUGGACUGCCCUACCCGACCUCCUACCUCCCAGCUCGACGCCUGAUGAGCCCGCUUGUCGACCGGGGCCUGGCUCUAGAACACCAGUGUCGUCCACGUGGCGAGACCCCGUCUCCACGUCUCCGUCCCCCGAUCCCGACCAGGUGGAGUUGCUGGUCAUGAGGGGUUCGCAAUCAAGCGUAGAUCAUGGUGACGUCAGCAAGCCAGAGAGUUUGCCAGCUCAGCAUCGCGUACGUGUGAAUCUCGGUCCCACAGGAUACGAACCACUAUCAUCAUUGCUCCCAAGGACGGACCCAACGAAGGUGGCAAUCUCGACAUUCAGCCCGCGCAAGCCCAAAGGAUCAGCGGUUGUGAUCUCAUCGGACGGUAGAGAGAUCAGCAUAGACAUUCCUCCCAGCUUAUCGAGCCGCGAAUUUCGCGAGAACGUCCAGCUCUUCCUCCUUUGCGGCGCUAUCAUUCACCCUGUCAUUUUUCCCGUUUUUUUUUUAAAUGACAAACGUCGUUUGUGGUGGUUAUUACUGUUUCCCGCUUUCCAUCUUUUGUGGGGUUUAUUUCUGCUCCUGGGUUGCGACGCAUCACGUAGCAUGAGCGUGAAGAUGGUCGGCGGCGGAGCAUACACCAUCGCCACGACGAUCCCCGACUCCGAACCCCAAAUAGAAGCAGAAGGACAAGUCGGGAACAUUCGAGAAGUAAGGGUGAGGUUCAAAAUGUCGUCUAUUGACGGCGACCAGUACGUAUCCGGUGUAGAAGGGUGUGAGGUGAUAGAGAUUGGGGGCAGAAGGCAGCGAUUUGGGGAAAGCAUGGAUACGGUUUUAGACCACGGCGGAAAACUGUGGUUGGUGGGGGAGAUCAACGCGUUUCUUCGCAAACAGAGGUAGGAAAAGUAGGUGUAAGGGGAGAUUGGGGAUGGGGUCGAAAGAGCACACCAGCUGCAGCUGCCAGCUGCCAGCACAUCCCCGAAUGGAAUCGAAAUGGGAUUGCUGCAGUCAGAUUUGCCCUGAGAAGUCGAAGGUUGUUUGCCUGUUAGCAUUCAGACAAUUCUUUUCUUCUUUGUUUCCGCUUCCACUUCCACUUCAACUUCUACUUCAACUUCUACUUCUUCUUCUGCUUCUUCUUAGAACUGUACAUGCGGAGAAGAAAUGUAAAUCUGUUGGUGCGUGUGCGAGAAGCAGUCUAUGGCCACUGUUUUCACUAUUCUUCUUCCUUCCCUUUCUUUCGAAAGGAGAAGUCGUAGCAUGUCGAAGCCUGUCUGUCCUGUUUUCACCAGAUCGUCCGACGUACCCAGCGCCGGGGUAUUACCCUGUAAGCUGGGUCAGGGGCUUGCGGCUACGGGAUAUGCCGAGGGAGGAAGGCAUUCCUGUCCGUUAGAACUAGGUUAGUCGCACUGGGGACAUUUAUGGUGCCCUGUUACCCUAGCAGAAGGGGGUAUGACAUCGAGUUCUAGUACGAGGAGUAAAAGUCUAGACCUGCG
This is a messenger RNA of Chara braunii, 2956 nucleotides long. NCBI's taxonomy places the organism in Eukaryota, Viridiplantae, Streptophyta, Charophyceae, Charales, Characeae. The record is from the annotation of a GenBank genome assembly.